AUGAUCAGGGCCAUCCUGCUGUCCGCGUUGGUGGCUGGAGCUCUCAGCUGUGGGCUCCCCACGUACGUGCCCAACCUCUCCAGGGUGGUUGGAGGUGAAAAUGUGAGGCCCAACAGCUGGCCCUGGCAGGUCUCCCUGCAGUACAACAACAAUGGCCAGUGGCGUCACACCUGCGGAGGGUCCCUGGUGGCCACCAACUGGGUCAUGACCGCUGCCCACUGCAUCAGCUCCUCCCGGACCUACCGUGUGGUGCUGGGCCGCCACAGCCUCUCCUCCAACGAGGCCGGCUCCCAGGCCAUCAGUGUCUCCAAGCUCGUGGUGCAUGAGAAGUGGAACCCCAGCCUGCUCUCCCAAGGCAACGACAUCGCCAUGCUCAAGCUGGCCAGCCCUGUCGCCCUUUCUGACAAGAUCCAGCUGGCCUGCCUCCCAGCCGCCGGCUCCAUUCUGCCCAACAACUUCGCCUGCUACGUCACUGGCUGGGGAAGACUGCAGACCAACGGGGCUUCUCCUGACAUCCUGCAGCAGGGCAAGCUGCUGGUCGUGGACUACGCCACCUGCUCCAGCCCUGGCUGGUGGGGCAGCACCGUGAAGACCAACAUGGUCUGUGCUGGGGGUGACGGCGUGAUCUCCAGCUGCAACGGGGACUCCGGAGGACCUCUGAACUGCCAGUCGGCUAACGGCAAGUGGGAAGUGCACGGCGUGGUCAGCUUCGGGUCCUCCCUGGGCUGCAACUACUACCACAAGCCCUCCGUCUUCACCCGCGUGUCCGACUACAUCAGCUGGAUCAACUCGGUGGUUCCCCGGGACACAGAACUUUCCGUCUUAGAUGGGACAGUGCAGGCAGGUGGAGUUGACUUGGCCCCACUCCUGUUGUCCCCGGAGAGCUUUCUACUGUAA
This is a messenger RNA of Talpa occidentalis (Iberian mole), 897 nucleotides long. RefSeq names its product chymotrypsin like elastase 2A (gene CELA2A). The coding region runs from base 1 to 897 and encodes 298 amino acids. Gene Ontology annotation, molecular function: serine-type endopeptidase activity. The transcript has 8 exons. The record is from RefSeq and is a predicted model, not a curated record. NCBI's taxonomy places the organism in Eukaryota, Metazoa, Chordata, Mammalia, Eulipotyphla, Talpidae. Gene Ontology annotation, biological process: proteolysis.